AUGCAUUGCGAUGAAGUUGUGCUUCCGCGCCACAUCACUAAACCGGGCCCUAGUAAGGCCCCUCAGCGCCCAUCGCCGGAACUACGAGCGAAAGAGAUGGAGAAUGAGGCGUCUACUGCUCAGACCAAUCACUGGUUCGGUAGGCGGAAGACUCAGUCGUUGCUCGAGGUUCCAUCGAUUUCCUACUGUUGA
Messenger RNA from Blastomyces gilchristii SLH14081, 192 nucleotides. RefSeq lists its product as uncharacterized. The record is from RefSeq and is a predicted model, not a curated record. NCBI's taxonomy places the organism in Eukaryota, Fungi, Ascomycota, Eurotiomycetes, Onygenales, Ajellomycetaceae. The coding region runs from base 1 to 192 and encodes 63 amino acids. The transcript has 2 exons.